Messenger RNA from Rana temporaria (common frog), 1372 nucleotides. RefSeq lists its product as uncharacterized. The coding region runs from base 124 to 1251 and encodes 375 amino acids. The record is from RefSeq and is a predicted model, not a curated record. The transcript has 2 exons. Lineage: Eukaryota; Metazoa; Chordata; Amphibia; Anura; Ranidae.
CUGGUCACAUGAUACAGAGCUCUGAUAAGAUGCAGAUAAGAGUCAAUCAGAGCAUAGAACAAGUGACAGACGAGAGAAGGACGGACCUCCUACAAUACAGAUUUCACACACUGUGCUUCUCUGAUGGCGGUCUUUGCGAAGGCAUGGGAGUCAGUGGGCUUCCUCCAGUCAGUGAACUCGGUGGUCCUGGGACUCAUUGCUCAGAUCAAUGAGACCGCUACCGCCGAUGAAAUAGAGUUUGUUAAGAAGACCCUGGAGUCCAUCGACCGGCAGCUGGCUGCAGGCAAGGGGUUAAUGAGAGACUCCGAUGUCACUAAAUGUGAAGAUAGCAUCACGGUGGUGUACCAGCAGCUGGCUACAGUGGUCCGGGCAGGGAAACUGUACAAAGACAAAGAGAAGGAAGUCUUCCUGCAAUACGUAACUGAUUACAAGAUUGACCGCCAGCUCAACUCCCUCUAUAACCGCCUGCUGGGCAUCUCCGUGCUGGCGGACCACGUGACCCUCCUGCAGCAGGUGAUACGAGACAACCACCCACGUCGCUGGCAGAUGAUUGCCUUCUGCCAGCAGGUCAACUUUGUCCUAGCUACAGGUCUCCUGUGCCUUUUUGUUAAUGGUUCUCUGACCGGGCGGGAUACCCAGGUCAUGAUGGGCAGAUGGACAGACAAAAUGGCCGCUCUUUAUAAAAGAAUGGAGGACACUUCCAGAGACUGCGCCUCCUACUUCAAGUCCCAAGCCCAAGAAGACGUGGAAAAGUACCUACCACUAAAUGUGGCCUUGCCGGAUGAUGAAAAAGCCACUGCCAUACACAAACUCAUGGAGAAGAAUUACGAUUGGCUGCGCUGGGCAGUAAUGGUCUCCCACCCACAAACCGAUAAGGCAGUUGGGGUCCUGGUCCAUGGGAACUACAUCUCAGUAAGUGGGGAAUGCGGCACACAGGUGGUCAUGAGCUACAGUGAAAGCCCGGUCUCUCUAGAUAAGGGGAAGAUCAAUAAGCUCAUUGGGGAACUGGAGUGGAAACUCCCAAACCCACCACCUGAUGUCUAUGCCAACAUUGAGGCUGAUCCCAGCUAUGCCAAACAGUACCUGGCUGAGCGCAUGCUGAACAAACUGAAGACCGGUCUGGGCAGUGGAGUCACCAUUCAUACGGUGCCGGGAAAACUAGAUAUGGCGGGAAAUUUCCCCAUAGCCUCCUAUGUCCUCCAUGAGUAUAAGCACCGCAUGGCAAGUGGCACUGUUUGUAUCUUUGCCUGAGUGAUGCAUGGUAAAUCUGUCCAAAAGUUAAUUUCAGUUUUGGUUGGAAGUGGGGGUUCAGAAAAAGUGAGGGUGCACUGACGUCUUUUCACUCUACAAAAGAGUACAGCAGGAAGAAUGA